GGUGUCUGCGGUUCAGUAAAGUUCAGUUUGGUAAUGAACGCAAAUUCAAUUGAUAGUGUUGUUUUUCCAUUGUGAAAAUCUAUAUUGCUUCAACUUUCUCAGUUUAAUGUUUAUAUUUGAUUGAUUCAUUUAUAAAAUGGACUCUGAAGAGGAAACCUACGAUGACGUUGACUCAGGUAACGAAUCAAGUGGAGACGAUGUUGAUUUUGCGAUGGAAGUUGAAGUCACUGGUCACAGAGAAAUGCAGACAGAUUCAGAUGACUACCCUUUCGAAGUGCUCAGCACCGAGGAAAUCGUUCAGCACAUGGUAGAUUCGAUAAAAGACGUGAACUCAGUAGUCGAGAUACCAGCGACGACGACUCGAAUUCUGUUAAACCAUUUUAGAUGGGAUAAAGAGAAAUUAAUGGAGAGAUUUUAUGAUGGUGAUCAGGAUCAAUUGUUUUCAGAAGCCAGGGUGAUCAAUCCAUUCAAAGAACUGAACAUUAGUUUUAGGGCUAAGCCUCAGAAGAAAUCAACAAAUGGAACGGAGGAAUGUGAAAUAUGCUUCAUGGUUCUACCUUCAUCCCACAUGACGGGUUUAGAAUGUGGCCACCGAUUUUGCACCCAUUGCUGGUGCGAAUAUCUCACUACAAAAAUCAUGGAAGAAGGGGUCGGUCAGACGAUUGCUUGUGCAGCUCAUGGUUGUGACAUUUUAGUGGACGAUGCUAGUGUUAUGAGAUUAGUUAGGGAUUCGAAAGUUAGGCUCAAAUACCAGCAUCUUAUAACGAAUAGCUUUGUCGAGUGCAACCGCUUGUUGAGGUGGUGCCCGUCGCCAGACUGUAGUAACGCAAUCAAAGUUCAGUACGUGGAGCCACACAAAGUAACAUGUAAAUGUACGCAUUCAUUCUGUUUCGCUUGUGGUGAAAAUUGGCACGAUCCCGUUAAAUGUCACUUGUUGAAGAAAUGGAUAAAGAAAUGUGAUGAUGAUUCCGAAACGAGCAAUUGGAUCGCAGCUAACACCAAAGAAUGCCCUAGGUGUAAUGUAACGAUAGAAAAAGACGGCGGGUGCAAUCAUAUGGUGUGUAAAAAUCAGAAUUGCAAAGCCGACUUCUGCUGGGUGUGCUUGGGCCCGUGGGAACCCCACGGCAGCUCGUGGUACAAUUGCAAUAGAUACGAUGAGGAUGAAGCUAAAGCUGCCAGGGAUGCCCAGGAGAAAUCCCGUUCGGCGUUACAACGUUAUCUGUUUUACUGCAAUAGAUACAUGAACCACAUGGCUUCGUUAAAAUUCGAAAAUAAACUAUACGCUUCUGUGAAAGUCAAAAUGGAGGAGAUGCAACAGCACAACAUGAGUUGGAUAGAGGUGCAAUUUUUAAAAAAAGCUGUAGAUAUUUUGUGUCAGUGCAGGCAAACUUUAAUGUACACAUACGUGUUUGCCUAUUACUUACAAAAGAAUAACCAGUCUGUGAUCUUUGAAGAUAACCAAAAAGACCUCGAGAGUGCCACAGAGUUGUUAUCGGAAUAUUUGGAGAGGGAUAUUACGUCUGAAAAUCUCGCUGAUAUUAAACAAAAGGUUCAAGAUAAAUACAGGUAUUGUGAAAGUCGUAGAAAAGUUCUAUUAGAGCAUGUUCAUGAAGGAUACGAAAAAGAGUGGUGGGAUUAUAAUGAAUAAAUGUAUGCAGUACAUCCGUUCCGUAACUAGAAAUUAUAGUAUAGACGUUAAUACCUAGUUACCUCUUCAAAAAAAACUCUUACAGUGUUUAAAUAUUGCGAGUUUUUUAUUUAUUUUUAUACCAUUUAUUUACUUUCUGGGUCACAAAUUAUAUUUAGCACUUUAAUUAAUCCAUUUGUACUUGACAGGGUUGACACGUUGAAUUGUAAGUACCUUAUUCUUCAAAACAUUCAUAGAAGACACAUGUAUGAGGUAAAUCUUUUUUUUUAUAAUUGUUAAGUAUAUUUUCUUUUUAAUAAUUACACAAUUCUUUGUAUAUUCAACAACCAAUUACUUAAAGAAAGUUAAAUUUUUAUGUUAUGGAAAUGUUUUAUGAAUCACGUUCGUGAUUCGAGCAAAUAAACUAUGUUAUAGUGCAUUAAGAAAAAAUAAUUGUAUGUAACUCAAAAAAGUGUUUUUCUAAAAUCGCUUUUCAAGUUGCAAUUUCUACACGAUGCAAUUUUUAUUCUUCACGAGUCGUUUACGCACUGGUGCGUUAUGGGAAAAUGUACAUUGGCUUUGUUGGAAAAUGGGAAAUAUUUUACAUUUAAUUAUUUUACAUGUUCUUUAUUUGUAGGAAAAUUUAAGAAUAUACAUUUUAUUUUACUUUCGUAGAAAUAAAUUUACUUAUAUGGGUUUCAACAGUAAUUGUUGCUAACAGGUUUUAAUUUGUUAGGAUUUCUUUGUUUUCCAUUUUAUUAUAAUAAUUUUCUGAAGAAAGUCAUCAAAGAACAAAUAUUAACGAACAAAUUUGCUAUAUAAUUAAAGAACAAUUUUUGCACUAUACUUAGAAACUAAUUUAACAUUUUGAUAAAAGAAAAAUUAAUCUGGAUCUUACAUUUACUCAGUCCACGUUUUUUUUAUACCGAGCGAUCACCUUGGAACCCUGCAUUCGUCGAUUCAUCGCGCCGAAGCUGCGUCUCUCCUCAGUUCGACUGAUUCUCUCUUUCUACAGAUUGCAGCGCUCGAACUUGGACGCUCGGUAUAUAUACACAUAGGUGCAUAAAAGUUUGCAAUAUGAGUCAUUUCUAUGAGUUAAACAAAGAAAGAUUAAUAAAAUAAAAGAUUGAAUGAGAAAGUGGCAACAUCACCCUUUCUUUUUCGUUUAUUUUAUAAGUAUCUAAUGUAAGUUGUCUUUGUUGUACCCAUAGCUUCAAUUGCUAACUAAAAUGCAUCGAACUGUUUUACUUUUUUUAUGUUUUUUUAAAGUUAUAUUAUAAUUAGAUUACCGUUUAAGCAGAAGAUUUUUUGUUAAUUUAAUCAUACGUUUUUUGAGGUAGGCUUA
Messenger RNA from Phyllotreta striolata, 2972 nucleotides. The record is from the annotation of a GenBank genome assembly. Lineage: Eukaryota; Metazoa; Arthropoda; Insecta; Coleoptera; Chrysomelidae.